Molecule: messenger RNA, 2790 nt
Organism: Recurvomyces mirabilis
Lineage: Eukaryota; Fungi; Ascomycota; Dothideomycetes; Mycosphaerellales; Teratosphaeriaceae
Exons: 2
Coding region: 1-2790 (929 amino acids)
Biological process (GO): negative regulation of Wnt signaling pathway
Cellular component (GO): cytoplasm
Source: RefSeq, a predicted model, not a curated record
AUGCGCUCAUCGUUUCUGGCGCUUCAUCGGCUGACGCGACGGCGUGUUUUAGGAAAUGGAAGUGGAAGUAGCAUCCCACCACCACAGCAACAGCAACAGCAACAGCAACAGCAGCUCCAUCACCAUCCCUCGCAUCAUGUAUCGCCCAUCAUCCACCCCCAAGCUCAACAUCCCCCACCGAAUGGCCUAGCGCAUAUGCAUCCCUUCGAUCCAACUCGACGACGGUCGCUCGGCGGCGCGGGGAGUCCCCCGCAGUAUGGAGGACCACUCGAACCUCCACCGCCACCACCACCUGCCUUCCUUGCGCGCAAUAUGCCACCGCCCUCACCUCCACAGAUGCCACCGCCACCAGGCUCAUCACACCUCUCCAACGCCCCUCGUGGCCCACCUACCUCAUCGCCUUUCGCCGGCGUACGCGAUCUACCAGGCUUUGCGCCGCACCGCCCUGGCGCAGGCAUGACUAUUUCGUCUAUAUUGGGUGGAGGUGAAGAGCGCAAGAGCAUGGGAUCGCCACACAUGACGGCUUCGGGAGUACUUGGCACACCAAAGACGAUGCCACCUCCGUCGCCAGGGAGAGUCAGAGCGUCUAGUAUGCGCGAGAGCUUGCCGAGACGGGAGCCGAGUCCACCACGAAGCAGCAUCUUUGGUGAGCCCCGAGCACAAUCAGCUUUUCACGAGCGCGGAGAACUCGAGCCACGCCGGGACGUCUUCCCAUCGCCGCGCUUCCAAGGCGAGUCACCACACAGCUUCCGCGCCUUCAGAUUAGAGGACAAUGGGCCACCACCAAUGAACGGAGGUGGUAGUCUUGGGAGGCCUAGCAGUCAGCCGAUCGAGCACGUAGCACCACGAAGCGUGGAGGAAAUACUGGCACGCAGGGACGCACCAGCAGAAGGUCGAUUCGGUGCUUUCAGACACUUUGCUGAGCCUCCACGAAGCGAGCGCAUGCCACGGCACGAUGCACCUCCCUUCCAGAAUGGCAUCACGUCCCAACCGCGAGAACAUCACGAUGUCUUUGGCAGCCCACGAAUGGAUCGCGAUACUCGACAGAUCCCAGGCCAGUUCCCGCCGCCUAUGUUCGGUACACCGAUGCGAGAAGAUCAAGCUGGUCUAUUCCGACCAGUCUUUCAGCAGGCACCAGAUGCAGCACGUGAGUCGAUUGAGUCACGGCCACUGCACGACAUGCGCCGUGAUGAUCCUCACUACUCGCCAAACAUGGCAGAUGUUCCUAUCUACCUACGUGGCCGGAACGGAUUCAUUGAUCGACCAAUGACCUUCGAAGAACACCAGCGCAUGGAAGCGAUGCAGCGUGACGACUCUCGCAAAGGUAGUGACAGCUCGGGCCCUCGAUCACUGCUGAGUGGUAUCAGCCCCGAGCUCAAUCGCAAAGGACGAAACUCGCCUCUACCUCAAGCUGUACAAGGGGCUCAGCCUCGCUUCGUUGGCCCUGGAGGCGACAACCCUGGCAUCAAGAUGGAGUUCGGGCGUAUGUUCUCUGGCCUAGGGAGCGGCGUAGGCAGUGCGACUCCAGUUGCUGGACAGUCGGCUAACGGACACAUGACACCUUCUGGCAUGAGCCCAUCCAGACGUUUUGAGGAUGGGAAUAUUCCGCGAUCCGUCUCCAAUCUGGACGAUUCAAAGUCGGGCACAAAGGCAAAAGGCAGCCGAAAGAAUGGUCGGCGCGCAAGAGAAGAGGAGAGAUUUGACGGAGACGGCAGGAUGACACCGGAUACACAACGAAGCAACAAGCGCAGCAAAACGAACGCUUCCGCACAUCAUCACCAUCAUCAUCUACACGGACACCACCACCAUCAUCAUCACCAUGAGCCAGAACCGCAAGCUGGUUCUUUCAAUAUGCUACGCUUUCCACCCAACUCUAUGCCAAACGCUGCGGCUGCGACUACGACUGUGACGAACGGCUCAGCGAAUCAUCAUCACCAUCAUCACGCCACUCAUCACCACCAUCACCACGCACCAAAGCCCGCCGCGCCACCUCGCAAGCCUACGACCAGCGUCCAAAGCAAAGCAGUUCUCGACGAAAUCGCCGGCAAGCCUCGGAAGCAUCUCGGAUCACAACUCUACACCACGGAACUCACACAAUCUACUAACGCGGACAUUGCUCUGGAUUCCAAACUGAAGUUCAGCAGUAAGAUGAAACCGAUACCCCAUUACGAAGACAAGGAGAACUGCACGUUCACCGUCCGUGUACCACGUUUCUACUUUGCUCGAUCAAAACAGACAGGUCAGGGUGAGGAGCCUAGUCCGCUAGAGGAGAUCUGCAAGCAUCGACAGCUCUGGGGUACGGACAUAUAUACCGAUGACUCGGACGUUGUAGCCGCUGCCGCGCACUCUGGCUGGAUCGCGGGAGACUUCGGGGAUGCGAAUGGUGACCUGCACGAUCUUUUCGAUGAGCCGGAGCCCACGGCACUCGACAACUCACAGCCCUCGUCGCUUUCCCUUGAUGUCAAACCAGCCCGGCCGGUCAAGGCACCGAGUACGCACGAUAUGCACAUCACCGUCCUCAUCCUCCCGCCUCUGACCGCAUAUGCAAGUACGAUGCAACAUCAUGUCCGCUCUCGCGCGUGGGACAAAAGUCACGAUGGGAUGUCAUAUAUGAUCCACCGGAUUGAUUUUGUCGACGAAGCUCCGGCUACGAGGUUCGCGGAGCGAGGUAUCACGGCCAGAAAGCAGCGGAUUACGAUGGAUGAGACGAGAAGAAGGGAGGCGGCGGCUGGACUGCUGAUGUUUGCUACGGGUGCAGGCGGCGCGGCUGCUGUGAGCGUGGGCGCAUAG